AUGACCGAACAGGAAAAGACAAACAUAGGGGAUGUGAAGAGUCCCGAGGAAAUCAUUAAAAUGUCCGUAAACGACAACUUAAAAUUUGCCCUUUUAAUCGGACUCGUGGAAGUUGGGCAGGUUUCCAAUCGGGAAGUUGUCAAUACACUCCUCCAGCUGAGGCAGAGGUUGCGUUUUCUGCGUCACCGAGUAUAUUUGUUGCCGCAAUUGGGCACAGAAAUUAAGAAGGAAGAGGUCGGGCAAAUUAAGCAAUUAGUCGUCGUAAUCUUAGUGCACAUUAUACGAACAGACGAUGCUGCUUCAGUAUUAUUGUUCCAAACUUAA
Molecule: messenger RNA, 324 nt
Organism: Brassicogethes aeneus
Lineage: Eukaryota; Metazoa; Arthropoda; Insecta; Coleoptera; Nitidulidae
Source: the annotation of a GenBank genome assembly